AUGUCAUCAAGCCAAACAGGGCCUCCCUGCUCGCCAUCCACUGCUUUAUUGGGUAUAUCCGAACCAGUCAAUGGCAAUUUUUUAUACCGGUAUUCAACACUGUUAGCGAUCAAACUCCUUUGGCGCAUUCGACCCCGAAAUGGGAAUGUUCUCAUGUUGACGGACCGACUAUGCGUCAAGUACGAGAGCUAUAUUCAUUUAUCUGAGGUAUCAACAAUGCGGUUCAUAGCGCAACAUACAUCUAUCCCAGUACCAAAGGUUUUAUGUGCAUUUACUCAUUCUGGGCGGACGUACAUCGUGAUGGAAAGAAUUAAGGGUGACAUAAUUGGCAGUGGCUGGGUGGAACGAAGUGAGAAUUCAAAGGCGAAACUUCUUUCGCAAUUAACAGAAAGGGUCUGUGAGAUGCGGAAGCUUCAGCCCCCGGAAGGUACCAGGGUUGCAUCUGUUGAUGGCGGAUCACUUUUUGACUGUCGUGUUCCGGGCCCUUCCUUGCGCUUCGGCCCCUUUGAUAACCUCCAGGACUUCCAUCGGCAUUUACGCAUGGGUAUAGAAUUUGAUUCAAGACUUGGCCCUGAACCUCAAGAACUUAUCAAACAACAAAGCAAGUCUUGGCCUUUGGUGUUUACCCACGGCGAUCUCAGCAGCCUCAACAUUCUUGUUCGUGGAGAUGAUGUUGUUGGUAUUAUUGAUUGGGGAACUGCCGGGUGGUAUCCAUCAUAUUGGGAAUACACCACUGCCUACCAAGUCAACCCACAAAAGUCCUUUUGGGUCAAUGAGGUUGACAAGUUCCUACAACCAAUGCCCGGAGAGCUGGCGAUGGAGCGGAUCCGCUAA
Molecule: messenger RNA, 834 nt
Organism: Penicillium vulpinum
Lineage: Eukaryota; Fungi; Ascomycota; Eurotiomycetes; Eurotiales; Aspergillaceae
Exons: 1
Coding region: 1-834 (277 amino acids)
Source: RefSeq, a predicted model, not a curated record